AGUUGGUCCAAGCAGCGGUUUGCUCUCAGUCUUUUGCUUCAGUCCUUUCGCUCAAAAACAUGGGGUCUGGUGCAUCUACAGAGGAGGUGAAGGGUGCCAUCAGCGGAAAGUCACCUGAGGAGAUCGCAGCGGCCUUGCGAGAGCUGCCAGCUGAUCAGCUCGCGAAGAUCAAAGAUGCUUGCAACAAAGGUGGCCCCUGCCCCGGGCCCGUGGAUUGCAGCGCCAUCACCGUGGUGGCCAAGGACUAUAAGGGCUUGUUGGAGCAGCCAAAGGAGCCCAAGUUCAAGGGCGCCCUUUGCCAAAUCUUUGUGCGUGGCCAGCCCUAUGGAGGUUCAGACGAGAGCAACAAUGGGCACCGCUAUGACUCCAUCCCCAUGGCCAACGGCAUGAUUAACGCAGGCAUGUCGUGCCAGUUGAUCCACUAUACGCAUGAGGAACACGACACUUUCUUCACCCUUUGCAAGAAGUUUGAUUUCAUUAUCGUUCGUUGCAACCCGGGGCAAAUCAAAGCCGACGGGGGAGAUCAACAGAAGUUCGAUGAUGGGAUGCGUGCCCUUCGCAAGGCCGGCAUCCAGAUUUGGCCAUCCCCAGAUGUGAUGGAAAAGAUGGGUGCAAAGGAUGCGCUUUGCAAGGUGGCUACGAUGAACAUCGGCCUGGAAGACACGUUGGCCUACUACACACCCGAGGAGUUCGCAGCGGGCUUCAAGAAGACCAUGGCCUUCCAACCUCGUGUCAUCAAGCAGAACCGAGGCUCCUCUGGCGAAGGCAUCUGGAUCAUCAAAUUGAAGGAGGAGAACUAUUGCAAGGAGUAUGGUGAGAGGUCUUGCGAGGAUUCCGAAAAGCUCCUGCUCAUGGAAGCGAACGACAACCACGAGGAAGAGCACACCGUCGCGGAAUUUAUCGAAUUCUGCGUGGCGGGGCGCACCGAGAAGUCAGGCGAAUGGACAUCCAAAGGAGUGGGCAAGUAUUUGGAAGGCGGCAAAGAAGCCGGGGGCCAGCUUGUGGAUCAGCGCUUUUGCCCUCGAAUUGUUGAGGGUGAGCUGCGCUACAAUCUCAUCGGAGAUUCCUUGAUCGGUGUUAUUCACAAGAAGCCCAAGGAGGGUGGCAUUUCCGCCGUCGGCGGAACGGGUUCCAUCUACACCUUCUACGGCCCUGAUGAGCCGCUCUUCAAGAGCUUGACCGAAAAUUUCUUGAAGAAGGACUUGCCUCAUGUUAUGCCAUCCUUGGAUUUGGCAGAAGAACCGUUGCCGUUGUGGUGGACCACGGAUUUCAUCAAUGCCUCACCACCGGGCACCGCGCCGGAAGACGAGAAGUGGAUUGUCGGUGAAUUCAAUUGCUCUUGUGUCGGGAUCUCAAGAUGCCUUGCAGCCUAUUGCAAGGAUGACACCCCAAAUGCCAACUGGGAUGACAUCUCCGAAGAAGACAAGGCGGAGGCGAAGAAGAUGGGAGAUCUGAUGGGAGAGAAAGCCUUGGCAAUCCUCAGCAAGAAGUGAUCAUCACAAGCCUGGGCGGUUGCGCUCCGAGUGGCUGAGGUUUCACAUUUGGCCAUACCUGUGUUCACACGCUUGAAAUCGUUGUUGCGACGCCCUUUGGCGGCAGCCUUCAGGCUUUGAGAACACAGCCCACGCGUAUCGUGGCUUCUUUUGGGCCAAAUUUGAAUUUGUCCAACCACCGAAGGUGUGAGACUCCAGGGUGGAUGAAUUGAGUUCACCCUGUCCACCGGCACUGCUAGACG
Durusdinium trenchii is the source of this 1735-nucleotide messenger RNA. The record is from the annotation of a GenBank genome assembly. Lineage: Eukaryota; Dinophyceae; Suessiales; Symbiodiniaceae.